This is a messenger RNA of Symbiodinium necroappetens, 1194 nucleotides long. Lineage: Eukaryota; Dinophyceae; Suessiales; Symbiodiniaceae. The record is from the annotation of a GenBank genome assembly.
GAGGGCCAAGACUUGCCGAAGGAGGGAACUCUUUCAGCACUUGGGGUCUCCGAAAGCUCCAAGCUCGAGUGCAAGCACGAUUGCAUGCCCGGAAGGUAUCAAAUGUUCGUGAAGACACUCACGGGCAAAACGCUGAUCUUGGACGUAGAGGGAAGCGACACCGUGGCCGAAUUAAAAGCACAGAUUCAGGACCGCGAAGGCAUCCCUCCCGAUCAGCAACGCUUGAUUUUCGCCGGGAAGCAGUUGGAAGACGGACGGACUUUGUCAGCUUACAACAUUCAAGAAGAGUCCACUUUAUACCUCGUCUUGCGUCUGAGGGAGGUGCCUGCGUCUCAUCCAGCAAUUGGCAUCUCACAAGGCUCCAAGCCCGAGUGCAUGCUCCAUAGCAAGCCCGACUGCAAUCCCGGAAGCUAUCAGGUGUAUGUGAAGACGCUCACGGGCAAAAGGGUGAUCUUGGACGCACAAGGGAGCGACACCGUGGCCGAUUUUAAAGCACAGAUUCAGGACCGCGAAGGCGUCCCUCCCGAUCAGCAGCGCUUGAUUUUCGCUGGGAAGCAGCUAGAAGACGGACGGGCUUUGUCAGACUACGACAUUCAAGAUCAGUCAACUUUACACCUCGUCUGGCGUCUGAGCUGCAAUCCCGGAAGCUAUCAAGUGUUUGUGAAGAUGCUCACGGGACAAACGCUGACCUUGGACGUAGAAGACAGCGACACCAUCGACAACUUGAAAGCAAAGAUUCAAGCAAAAGUAGGCACCCCUCCCGAUCAGCAGCGCUUGAUGUUCGCCGGGAUGCAGCUAGACGACGGACGGACUCUGUCAGACUACGGCAUCCAGAAGGAGUCCACCUUACACAUGAUCUUGCGUCUGCGUGGGGGCAUGUAUGAUCCGAUCUCCGGCCGCCAGGGCUUCGAGGUGCUCUCGGACAGAAUCCUCUUUGAGGAUGGAGAAUCCUGGCAGUUGGACGGGAGUCCGGAAAGCCUAGUUUGCUGGAGCCAAGGUAAGGUCGUGUCGUUCCCUUCAAAAGAAGAGAUGGUGAGCUACCUGGAGUCAUCUCGCGUGGAGUUCCUGCUUCGUCGGUUGGAACAGGUCCAGAGCAGCAGCCAGGAAAUCGAGAAGCAAGCAGGUCUGUGGAUGUCCAGAGCAGCGUCAAGCAGCGUCGCGCACAAUGUAGACAUCCAGGAUACAUCGGACUAG